Messenger RNA from Colletotrichum paranaense, 975 nucleotides. RefSeq lists its product as uncharacterized. Lineage: Eukaryota; Fungi; Ascomycota; Sordariomycetes; Glomerellales; Glomerellaceae. The transcript has a single exon. Bases 1 to 975 code for a protein of 324 amino acids. The record is from RefSeq and is a predicted model, not a curated record.
AUGAAUGCCUCGACUGGUCAUUCGAGAGACUUCGAAAUGGACAUGGGCAAUACCCAAAAUCCGGUUCAUUCUGCUGUGCCUCCUGUUGCUUCUCAUCCUAGCGUAGGACUGGCUGCACUGGAGUCAAUUUACAUGGCCCCAGUCAGUGUAAUAGAAGGUGCUUCGACCGGCAACUUGAUUCGAGACGGAUCAACACAGCAAAAUAUCACGCGAGACAUCAAGCGAGGUGCGCGCGGACUGCCCAGCCGAAAGCCAAGCCCAGCGCAACACUACAGACAUGUCAAGACAUCCGCGAAGGUGGAGAAGCAGAAGUCAAGGCGGUGGAAAAGUAAGACCGCGGACUCGAGACUUUCCUCCGAAUUGGAUCGACUUCUCGUCGGCGAGGACACCUCUGAAGGAUCCUUUUUCGGAGAAUCACCUACAGCGUACAAGGUUCAGCACCCGUUACGAGCCGCUUUGCAGGGUCUUCCUGGCUUUUCAUUCGACGACGAGCUGGACAGUGUCACUUUUGGAAAGCAUCGGCGCGUCUUAUUUGGCCUUGCCGAGAUCAUGGAGCAAGGUGGGCGUGACGCAAUCAAGGUCUGGCUUGAAGAGUUCCUCUUGCUUGCUUUUCAGACGAUGGAAAAUAUUGUCGCACGCCAUCCGCAGUCCAAUGAUAUGGAUGACGUUCCCAUGGGAUUCAUUAUCUUGGCCAGAGAAAUGGAGUCGACUACCGACAAGUCGCCCGCAUCUAGAUCUUUCUCGCGCGCGCGGAGAACUAUGGAGAGAAGGCUUCGUCAAAGCUAUGAUUUGCGGAAGCUCAUCGACUGGGUUCUCGAUGCUCGUCGAAAGUUUCUAGAAUCGAAGCCGAGGCCCAUGCCUGGCUUUGGAAUCUUUGGGCAGGCGGCGGUGGAGGAAGGAACCGAGCUUGAGAAGAAGCUAUGGGCAACUGUAGAUGCGCAAACGACUGGGGCAGCAAGAUAUCCACCGUGUUGA